AUGCCAUCGGAUUGCGAACUGGUCCAGUGGGAUGACCUUUGUGGCCAUCAGCUACCGGUGGGCAGGCCACAAACUGCCUCCGUUUGCGAGCUUCUGGGGCCUGGCAACAGUGAGGAACCCUCACUGCUCCUUGGCAACGGCUUCGUGACGCUUCAGACGGAAGGCAGCUUGCGGAUCACCGGGAACCUACGCGUGAGGUCGGCGCGCUUCGAAGCAGAGAGCAUCUUCUUACAGGACGCCCAGGUGGAGACGCAGCAGAGUGCGCCCAACACGUCCGCUCAAGGCGGCGGUACCUUCCACAGCAAAGGAGCCCUUACGCUGGAAAGGUCGAACAUCACAGUUACAGGUGGCGGAGCUCGUUGGGGUGGUGGCUUGGCUGCUGGUGGCGACGUUGCCCUCGUCGAGGCCUCGCUUCUCAAGGUCGCCGGCAGCGUGGCAGAGCAGGACGGUGGGGGCCUUUACACAGCAGGAACACUGCGUCUUCGAGGAGGCUCCCAAAUCAUUGUGGAGGCGACAUCGGCGGCACGAGGUGGAGGCUUCUUCGCAAGUGGUGAG
Symbiodinium necroappetens is the source of this 555-nucleotide messenger RNA. The record is from the annotation of a GenBank genome assembly. Lineage: Eukaryota; Dinophyceae; Suessiales; Symbiodiniaceae.